Molecule: messenger RNA, 2700 nt
Organism: Rotaria sp. Silwood1
Lineage: Eukaryota; Metazoa; Rotifera; Eurotatoria; Philodinida; Philodinidae
Source: the annotation of a GenBank genome assembly
AUGAACAGAGAAUAUUUAAAUAAUAACUUAUCAAAUUUUAUUUCAAAUGAUAAUGAACAAGAAUCAAAUAAAAGAAUUUGGUCUUUAUUUGAAGAAAAUAUUCUUUAUGAAGAUGAAAAUCAUAUUAAUAUAAAUAAGGAAAAACUAAGCUGGCGAUCAUUUAUUGGAUCAAUGUCUCAUAUUGAUAAUAUUUAUCGAAAAGAUAAUUUUAUGAAAAAUUUUAAACGAUUUAAAUUUCUAUUAAUAUUAAUAGAUUCAAUAUUUCGUGGUAUAAGUCAAGUCAUGUUUGCUAAUAAUCCUUUAUCAGGUGUAAUAAUAACAAUUGGAUUAUUUAUUGGAAAUUGGGAAUUAACACUAUAUGGAAUUCUUGGAACAACAUGUUCAACAUUAACAGCUCAUUUAUUUCAUUUUAAUUAUAAUUCAAUUCGAGCUGGUUUAUACGGUUAUAAUGGAUGUUUAACAGCUAUGGCUAUUGGUUAUUUUACAUUUGCUAAAUCUCCUCAAAUCAUUCCAUUUGUUAUAAUAAUGAGUAUAUUUUCAACAAUAUUUUAUCAAUCAAUAUCGAAAAUUCUUGUUCAUCGUCUUGGAAUUCCACCAUUCACAUUUAGUUUUCAAGUUUCAAGUUGGAUAUGGCUUCUUGGAGCGCUUAAAUACCGAUAUUAUUUUAUUAAUGGAAAUAUUUUAAGUCCAACAUUAUUAACAACAGUUGUUAAUAAACCACAAUUACUCAAUGUAUCUUUUCCUGGUUAUUCAGUUGAAGAUAAUUUUGUUGGUUUUUUUGCAAGUAUUGCACAAGUUUUUUUCAUUGAAUAUCCUUAUACAGGUGGUAUUAUUCUUGUUGGUGUUGGACUUUGUUCUAGAAUUCUUGCAUUUUUUGCUUUAUUCGGAGCAGUUACAGGUCAAUUAACUGCAGCUUAUCUAUUAGGAUUACCUAGAAAUGCAAUUUAUAAUGGAUUAUGGGGUUAUAAUACAGUAUUAACAUGUCAAGCAUUAGGUGGAAUGUUUUUAGUUCUUUAUGGAUAUCAAAUAUGGUUAUUUACAUUAUAUGGAUCAAUAUUAACAAUAUUUGUUCAAGGAGCAGUAUCAUCAUUUUUGUCAUCAUGUGGUAUGCCAACUUUUACAUUUCCAUUUACUUUUAUCUGUUGGAUAUUUUGUUUAAUGAUUCCUACAAAAAAUUUAGUUCCAGUUAAAUUAACAGAUUGUAAUAUACCUGAAGAUCAUUUGUAUAGAUAUCGUCUUUCAAAAUUUGUUAAAACUGAAUUUAAAUAUAUGAAUAAAUUAAGUUCAAUCAUAUCAUCUUUAAAUGAAGAUAUAACAAAUAUUGAAUUAAUAAAAAUAGAAAAAGAAUUCAUUCCAAUAUUAAUGUCUACAUAUACAUUUAGAAAUGAUUUGAAAAAAAUGAAAAUUUUAUUUAAUAAAAUAAAUAAUAUUCAUUGUAUUGAUUUUACUAAUCGAACUCCACUUCAUAUAAGUGCAUGUCAAGGUUAUUUAAGAAUAUCAAAAUGGCUUAUUAAAAAAGUUAAAAUAAAUAUUAAUUCAAUGGAUAAUUUUGGUUCAACACCAUUAUUUGAUGGAUUCAUAAAUGGAAAUUUAAAUGUAACUAAUUAUAUUUAUUUAAAUGGAGGAAAAUUUCCAUCAACAAAAUAUAAAGAAUUAUCUUUCUAUUUAAAUGCUUUUAUUUAUGAAAAUUAUAUUGAUGGAAUUAAAUAUUUAAUUCAAUUAGGUUUUAAUCCAAAUGAAACUGAUUAUGAUGGAAGAUAUUCUUUACAUUUAGCUGUUAAUACAAAUAAUCUCAAUAUUAUUCGUUAUUUAGUUGAACAAACAUCGAUUUCUUUGGAUAUAAAAGAUCAUUUUAAUAAAACACCAUAUCAAUAUGCAUUAGAAUUAUCACAAUCUGAUAUUGCUAAUUAUUUAUUAGAGAAAAAAAAUCAGAUUAUUAUCAAUAAAAAUAUUCAAAUUAUUACAAAAGUCGAUUCAACUGAACAAAUUAAUAAUAAAAAUAAUAUUUCUUCCAUAAGUUUAGAACAAAAUCUUUUACCUUAUCUACUUUCGAUUAGUGCUAAUGAUAAUAAUAUUGAUAAAUUAGCAAAUUUUAUUAAUGAAUAUCCAAAUAUAAAAGUAUUUGAUUGUUUUGAUUAUGAUAAUCGUUAUUUAUCACAUAUAGCUGCUAUUAAAGGUCAAUUUGAAAUAAUUAAAUAUUUAUCUGAAUAUUGUUCAAAAUCUCAUUUUCAACAAAUUAUUAAUCGAGAAGAUCGAUGGAAUUUAUCAACAUUAGAUUAUGCAUUUAUUUAUAAACAUAAUCAUAUUAUUAAUUUUAUUAAAGAACAUUUAUUAUCUAUGGAAAAUAAUUCUAUUGAAUAUGAAAUAAAUUCACAAAAUAAAACAAUGAUUUCUAUUUUAAAUAAAUGGAAAAAAAUUUAUCUUUUUUUAACAUUGUCUGCAUCAGGUAAUACACAACGAAUUGAAUCACUUUUUAAUCGAGGAUAUUUUGUUAAACAAGAAUUAUAUGCAGACUAUGAUGGAAGAACACCAAUGCAUUUAGCUACAACUUAUGGACAUAUUGAUGUUAUUCAACUUCUUAUUCAUUUAGGUUAUCAUGGAAUUAAUCAUAAAGAUCGUUGGGGAUAUUCUCCUUUAGAUAUUGCAUUACAAAUGAAAUUUAAUAAUAUUAUUUAUAUACUUCAGCAACAAACACAUUAA